GGUGCAAUAACACAUGAAGGUUCAAGUAACAUGAAGAUUCCUGACAAAUAUAUCUUAAAGGGUUCUACAAGGACAAAGAGGAAUCAGUACACUGUUACAUGCAAUAGAUGUGGAACUUUGGGCCAUAACAAAAGGUCUUGCAACGGAAAGACUGUUGCUGAUAGGAUGAUUCCAAAGGGUGGAAACAAGAGUAACGCUACCAUGAAUCAACCUGGACCAAGUACAACAACUAGGCAUGCACCAACUGCAACAAAAAGUAAAGGACCUGUAGCAACUGGUACUAAAGGGCCUGCAACAACUGGACCAAGUGGGUUAAGGAGGAGUCCUAGGAAGAGGAAGAAUGACAAUACAACUCCUAAUGUGAUUACACCAAGUGCAGCAACUAUACCAAGUGGACAAAGAAAGAGUGCUAGGAUUACUACUAAUGUUGUUGAUCCAAUUGGGACUCAACAAUCUGUCAACAAGCCUUAGAUUGAUAUUUCAGUUACGUUUUGAUAAUGGACAUGUUAUGUUAUUUUGAUUAUGCAAGUGCCUUUUUUUUGUGUUAUGCAAGUGUC
Molecule: messenger RNA, 557 nt
Organism: Trifolium pratense (red clover)
Lineage: Eukaryota; Viridiplantae; Streptophyta; Magnoliopsida; Fabales; Fabaceae
Exons: 3
Coding region: 31-471 (146 amino acids)
Molecular function (GO): nucleic acid binding; zinc ion binding
Source: RefSeq, a predicted model, not a curated record